Malus domestica (apple) is the source of this 5398-nucleotide messenger RNA. RefSeq names its product TMV resistance protein N-like. NCBI's taxonomy places the organism in Eukaryota, Viridiplantae, Streptophyta, Magnoliopsida, Rosales, Rosaceae. The record is from RefSeq and is a predicted model, not a curated record. Gene Ontology annotation, molecular function: protein binding; ADP binding. Gene Ontology annotation, biological process: defense response; signal transduction.
UUCUUAUAUUCCUACAACUUUGUUGCAAGAAUUUUCAGUGUGAUUUAUUUGCUUCUUUUCUUGCCAUUUGUCACUUCUCUCUACUUGUGUAAGUCUCUGUUGAUCUUGUGUUUUGUUUGAUAAUUCUCUAAGUCCUUAAUCUCUUUUGCUUAAUAUACAUUUUCAAUUACCAAACAAGAUUUAAAGUUUUCAUUUUCUUUUUCCUGCUCAUUUUUGUUUACUCGUUCAUUGAAUACUUUUUUUUGUUUGCACAACUCAUUUUUCAGUAAUUGCAUAUGAUUCAACAACUUAAACUAAGUUAUCGAAGAUUGUAAAAUCAAAUCGAAUUGUUAAAUAUGUGUUGAUACUGAGCCAAAUAUCUGACAGCAAUGAAUCUAUGUAGUUACGAAUAAAAAUUGCAUCUUGUAAUUACCAAGCGAAGAUUUAAAGUUUCAAAUUAUUUUCUUAAAUUUUAAAACAUUACUCUGUUCUAAAAUUGGGGAGCGGCGGCACUGUAGCUUUCGCUAGAGUGCAAUUUCAUUUGAUAAUUUGAAUUUAUUUCCGCAAUUGCCAUUUUUCCUUGAAAAAAAAAAUCGAGAUUUCAUUAAGACACUGGCUCUCAUCUCCGCAUCCAGGCUCCUCCUCCUUCCUCCUCCUCCGUUCGACAGCAUCUCCUCCGCUCCUUCUCCUGGGUGUUUUUUUUUUCAUCUCUAUUUUUUCUCAGAACUCUAAGAAACUACCAACGAGAACGUCCUCUCACUGAAAAACCGCGAAUCUGGUGUACAUUCGAGAACGUCCUCUCCGUUUGACUUUUUAUUUUUCUAAUUUUUUAGGAUUUUCCACUAUCAGCCUUUUUCUCUCCUAAUCUUAGGGGGAAAAAAAGUAUUUCAUUUUUUUCAUUGUGUGGUUUGGAGGGUUUGAUGGUUGAAAUAUGUUCCAGGAAUCAGCUUCGGAACAAGCAAUGAGCCUUCCAAGAGAAAUAUAAUCAAGAAGGAAACAUAGUCAAGAAAUUCAAAAAACUAAGAAAAAGUCGGAUCGGGAAAGUGGAGAUGACAAUUGUUAUUUAGAGCAAGUGGAGAUGAUCUUCGGAUAAGAAGAAAAACUUGCCCAGUUACUGUUUGCAGUACCCGAUUUACAGCAACUGUUUUUUUCCAAUGGCAUUGACUUGGAGCACCCAAAGAGCCUCUUCAUCUUUUCUUUCAAAUGAUUUAGCUCCUGGAUGGAAGUAUGAUGUGUUUUUGAGUUUCACGGGUGUAGACACCCGCAGGGGUUUUGUAUCCCAUUUAUACCAUGAAUUGUGCAAGUGCCAAGGAAUUACGACUUUCUAUGACGAUCGAGAGCUUGAAAGAGGAACAAGUAUUUCUCCAGAGCUUCUAAGUGCAAUCAAAGCAUCGCAUACAGCAAUCGUUGUUCUCUCUCCAAAAUAUGCUCAUUCCAAAUGGUGCUUGGACGAACUCACAAACAUUGUUCAAUGCAUGGAAGCGAGGAAAUCAAUUCUGCCGGUCUUUUAUGAGACAAAUCCAUCUGACGUAGGCAAUCAGAGGGCGUCUUUUGCCGAAGCCUUCACUGAGCAUGAAGAAAAGUUCAUUAGUACCGAAGACAAAAAGAAGGUGACCCAGUGGAGAUCUGAUUUGAAAAAAGUAUCCAAAAUUUCUGGGUGGCAUUCGAAGAAUUUUAAGUCUGAAAGACAGCUAAUUGAUGACAUUGUCAAUUGCGUGCGGAGGAAAGUGCAAGCUACAUGCACGCUAUUAGAUUCCUCACAGAAGUUAGUCGGAACUGAUUCUGCACUCGAGCAACUAAGUUUGCUGUUAGCUCAUGACGCAAAUGAUGUUCGAUUUAUUGGGAUAACUGGGAUGGGUGGCGUAGGCAAGACUACUCUUGCUAAGCUAGUUUAUGAUAAAGUCUUCCAUCAUUUUGAAGUUCACUGCUUUCUUGAAAACGUUAGAGAGGUUUCUGUAACAGAGCGUACUCUAGUUCGUCUUCAAAAACAACUUCUUCUCCCAAUCUUGAAAGAAAAUAUUGAAAACGUUAGUGACCAACAAUGGGGAAUCAUUUACACGAAGAAAUGCUUGUGCAACAAAAAGGUUCUUCUUGUACUUGAUGAUGUGGAUCAAGUAAACCAGCUACAAGUACUAGCUGGAAAGAAAGAUUGGUUUGGCAUGGGAAGUAGAACUAUCAUUACAACUAGAAAUGAACGUCUGCUGGUUGAGCAUGACAUAACAUUGUGUCAUAAUGUCGAGGUGUUAAAAGGUGCCGAAGCACUUGAGCUGUUUAGCCUGCACGCCUUUAGAAAAGACCAACCUGAGGAAGAAUUUUUGGAACUGUCUAAGUAUUUCAUUAAUCAUGCUGGAGGCCUUCCAUUAGUUCUAAAAACUUUGGGGUCUUCUUUGUAUGCGAGAGGUCAAGGUGCAUGGAAUAGUGUACGAGAUAAUCUAAGGAAAAUUCCUAUUCCAACAGUUUUUGAUUCACUCAAAGUUAGUUAUGAUGGACUAGAAAGGACAGAGAAGAGAAUUUUUCUCGAUGUUGCGUGUCUGCACAAAGGGAAGCCCACGACGGAAGUAUUGCGGAUGCUAGACAAUUCAUUUGGAAUUUCUAGUAGUAGUAUGAUAGAUGUACUAAUUGAGAGAUUUCUCGUAUACAAUUACGAAAACAUGAUAGGGAUGCAUGAUUUGAUACAAGAAAUGGCAUGGACAAUUGUUCGUGAAGAGUCUGAAGAGCCUGGUCUACGCAGUAGGUUGUGGCUUUCUGAUGAUAUUUUUCAUAUACUCACGACCAAUACGGGUUCGAGAGCAAUUGAAGCUAUAUCAUUACGGCCGCCCAAAGUAGAAGAGGUGCCCCAAUGGAAUUGUGAAGCCUUCUCUAAGAUGCAUGGACUGAGGUUUUUGGAAUUCGAUAAUUUGAUAUUUUCUUCAGGCCCCAAAUUUCUUCCAUGUUCCUCGAGAAUUAUAAAUUGGAGUUUCUAUCCUUCCAAGUUUCUUCCUACCAGCUUUCGCCCGUACUUGCUUACUGAACUUAACAUGCCUAAUAGCAAUCUUGUUCGGCUUUCGGAGGGAAAAAUGGACUUGCCCAAUUUGAAAUAUCUCAAUCUUGCCUCCUCCAAGAAAUUGAUUAAUACCCCAGAUUUCAGUGGCUUUCCAAAUCUUGAGACGUUGGAUAUUUGGAAAUGUAAGAAUUUAGUUGAGAUUCACCCGUCCGUUGCAUUCCUCAAAAGACUUAAAAGUUUGAAUCUUAGGGGUUGUGAAAGCAUUAAGAGCCUCCCAAGUGAGUUUGAAAUGGAUUCUCUUGAAUAUUUGUAUCUUAGUGGCAGCUCAAAUGUGAAAAAGAUUCCAGAAUUUGGGGAGCAAAUGAAGAAUGUGUCCGUGAUUUACUUAGAUGGGACUGCGAUCGAGAAAAUACCUUCAUCAAUUGCACAUUUGGUUGGCCUUAAUAGUUUGAGUAUAAGUGAUUGCAAAAAUCUCUUGAACCUUCCAAGGGCUAUUUGUAAUUUGAAGUCUCUUACAUAUCUCAAUGUGAUGGGAUGCUCAAAACUUGACAAACUCCCAGGAGACAUGGAUCACUUAAAGGAUCUUAAAUGUGGAAACACAAUGGCAGAGCCGCUUGUGGGUAUGAAAAAUCUUAAAGAUCUAUUUUUUAAAUGUGAACCAGAUACUAAAGCAAGGGAGGGGUGGGGCCUUCUCCGCUUAUUAGGACUUGGAAAGAGUCGUCCUCAUCCUCCUUGUUGGGGUUUGGUGCUGUCUUCUCUAAAUCGUUUAUGCUCUUUGAGAAUGUUAUAUCUAGAAGAUUGUGAACUCUGUGAAGGAGAUAUCCCCGAUGAUAUUGGCUGCUUGUCCUUUUUGGAAGAAUUGUAUCUCGACGGAAAUAAUUUCGUCAGUCUACCUGAAAGCAUUAGACGCCUUUCUAAGCUCAAGUAUCUUGGUUUGGGGCGGUGCAAAAGCCUUCAAGAAUUGCCACCUCUUCCAUCAAAUAGCGAAUUAUACGUAACUCUACAUGAUUGUACAUCCUUAAAAAGGUUGACAAAUGCAUCCAAGUUGAGCAGCAGAUUCACCAAUUUGUAUGACUUUGACUUCCAUUGCAAGAAUUGCAUUGCAUUGGUUCAAGAUGAAGGCUGGAUUAAUACAAUACUCUCAAGGAUUCCAAGAUUUGUCGCUUAUUAUGAGGUACGGUGUCCAGAUCCCAUCAAAGAUGCCCCAAACCUUGUAUUGUCUGGAAGUGAAAUUCCAAAGUGGUUCAGUAACCAGAGUGUGGGAAAUUCAGUAAAUGUGAAGCUUCCACCACCAUCAUGUACCGACUGGCUGGGGAUUGCCUUUUGUCUUGUUUUUCAAGAUCCUAACCAAAACUUGGCCAAUCCACCUACUGGUCAUGUCAUUAAGCUUUUAAAUUGCAAUUUGGGUAUUCCAACAGGAUCACUUCUGUCGGAACAUCUUUGGGUAUUUGAUUUGCCUCGUAAAUAUUGUCAUGAGGAACAAUUUUUAUUCAAAACUUACAUUACAGAUGUGAAAGUGCGAGAAAUACAAUGUGCAGACUUCAAUAGUGUGAAGAAGUGUGGGGCUCGUUUGGUGUACAAGCAAGAUUUGGAAGAGCUAAACCAAACAUUGAAAAUCCUGAAACGAACACAUGAAUAUAGCGACGAGCAAGCUUCAAGUGGACCUGUAAGUGCUAGCUUCGACAACACAGAACAAAUCCACAAAAGACAUUGUUACUAGUCACCAUCUUAUAAUAAAUGCAGUCCCCUGUAAAGUCAGUUGCAUCAUAAACUUGGGAAGAAUUGGCAAAAGCUGGAGUUGAAGCAGGACAAAUACUAUCCGAGCGCCGUGGGGUCGGCCUCCAUGUUUCUUCCUGGUACAAGAAUGAACCACGAGGUUCAUUUUCUGAAACCGACACGCAUGAAUUCCUUGAACUGGUUGGAGAGGUCAAUCUGAGCAACAAGAAGAGGCGUUGGAGGCCUAGUUGACAAGUAUCCGACCAAAACCCAAACCAUCUUGACGGCAUAUCUGCACUCAAUCAAGCAGCAAUCUCCCUCCCACUUUUCAAAUCAAUUCCUCUUAAAACAACAUCAACACAGGCAACAUACACAACCGUGUUCACAUCAAUACCAAUGUGGUAACCAUUGAUGUCAGCAACCAUAGGAUCAAACCUGGUAUUAAAUUUCACAACAAUGAACGAUCUUUUGACACCGAGGAUGGCUCCGGUAGGCUCACAUACCACCCUCUGGAUGAUCCCAGGGAAUCGACAUCAUAAUAAGAGAUUACUGAUUCGGAUUUCUUCAAUAAACUGUUUUCCCUGAUCAAAUUUCUAACUGAAAUACAAAGAAAGACAAUUCUGUUUGAUUAAUUUCCAACUGUCUUGUUCUUUGUAUAAGUUUCCCAUAAAUGUAAAAGUUGAAGCAUUCACAAAAUAAAGAUUCACACUUGUUGAGAAA